GUAAACCUCCUUGCUCUCCUUUUAAACCGCUGCUUCUUCUCCACCACCAUUCCUCUUCUCUAACGCUGAUUCACUCCCACCCAACUUCCUAACCCUAACCUUCUCUACCUAAUUUCGGUGAAUCUACAGCCGAGAAACUGAGAGAAAAGAGGAGGAGGUGGAGGAGAAAGAGAGAUGGACCCGUGUCCGUUCGUGCGGGUCCUCGUCGGAAACUUGGCACUGAAGAUUCCGGUGGCCGCGCGGCCGGCGGGAGCCGGCGUCCACCCUUCCACCUCGCCGUGCUUCUGCAAGAUCCGUCUCAACAAGUACCCUUACCAGACGGCGGUCGUCCCGCUCGUCCCGCCGGAGGCCACCUCCCCGCCCGACUGCGACCAACCCUCCGCCACCCUUAACCUUGCCGCCGGCUUCCACCUCUCGCGGGCCGACCUCGAGAAGCUCGCCGGGAAGUCCAUCUUCGCCGGGGGGAAGGCCCGGCUCAAGGUGGCCAUCUACACUGGCCGGCGGGGCACGACCUGCGGGGUGAGCUCCGGCCGGCUUCUUGGCAAGGUGACGUUGCCGCUGGAUCUUAAAGGGGCGGAGGGAAAGGCGUGUGUGUUCCACAAUGGGUGGAUCUCCGUCGGAAAAGGGUCGAAAAGCUCGUCGGCGCAGCUCCACCUCACCGUCCGUGCCGAUCCCGACCCCCGCUUCGUCUUCGAGUUUGGCGGCGACCCGGAGUGCAGUCCCCAGGUGUUCCAGGUCCAAGGAUCCAUGCGCCAGCCCGUCUUCACCUGCAAGUUUAGCUGCCGGAACCCUGCCGACCGGAAUUUGAGAUCCAGAUCGGUGGCGGCGGAGCCGUGCAGUUCGAGAAGCUGGCUGUCAUCUUUCGGUUCGGAGCGGGAGCGGCCGAUGAAAGAACGCAAGGGGUGGUCGGUGACCGUCCACGAUCUCUCCGGCUCGCCGGUGGCGCUCGCCUCCAUGGUGACCCCCUUCGUAGCGUCCCCGGGGACCGACCGGGUGAGCCGCUCGAACCCUGGCGCAUGGCUCGUGCUCCGGCCGGGUGGCGGCACCUGGAAGCCCUGGGGACGCCUCGAGGCCUGGCGGGAGCGCGGCGGCGGCGUGAGCGACGGCAUCGGGUAUCGCUUCCAGCUCGUCCCGGAUACCGCCAUGAGCGCCGGCGUCCCCCUCGCCGAGUCCACCGUCAGCACCAGCAAGGGCGGCAAGUUCACCAUCGACCUCACCGGUGCCGGGGGGUCGCCUGGGGGAAGUCCGAGGGGGAGCGGCCACUUCGGAGCCGGGCCGUGGCCGUUCUCCGGCUAUCGAGGGUUCGUGAUGUCGUCCACGGUGGAGGGAGAGGGGAAGUGUAGCCGGCCGUCGGUGGAGAUCGGUGUCCACCACGUCGGGUGCACGGAGGACGCGGCCGCGUUCGUGGCGCUCGCGGCUGCCGUCGAUCUCAGCAUGGACGCCUGCAGGCUCUUCUCGCAUAAGCUUCGCAAGGAGCUGAGCUCCCGGGACUUGUUCCGGUGAUCCUCGGCCGUCUGAUUCGUUUGCGGGGUGUUCUUUUUGGAUGUUCUAAUGAUCGUAUUAUUAACGGUUAAUUUUGCUAACUAAUUAGAGUGACGAGAGUUUUAUAGCAGUUCUUUAGUUUGUUUUCCUUGUUGCAACUGUACAGAAGGGGAGAGAGUCCUUUUUUUUUUUCCGUUGUUUUGGCGUGUGACCGUGUGGCUCGGCUGAUUCUAGGUGUUUUUUUUUAAAGCUAGAAGAAGUCUAGAUCUAGAACAGAGGACUAGAGAACAUAGUUUGCAUUUUGUAGUGGUGUGAUGAAGGCUUGUGUUUUGUUUUAAAUUUAAUGAUACUUCCUUUGUGUCAGAUACCGAAUGAGAACAGUAUUGUUCUUUUGGCUUGGUAUAUGAUAAA
Elaeis guineensis (African oil palm) is the source of this 1893-nucleotide messenger RNA. RefSeq lists its product as uncharacterized. NCBI's taxonomy places the organism in Eukaryota, Viridiplantae, Streptophyta, Magnoliopsida, Arecales, Arecaceae. The record is from RefSeq and is a predicted model, not a curated record.